CAUCGCCAUUUUCCAUUAGGGGAGUAGACAGAGGCGGAUACUGUUCGGAGACUUAGGAUGCGCCCCGGUGUACGAGCUGUCAGCUAGCAAGGCCGGGGCUGCUUACAUCCUGCCGGCUUUAUUACACUGAAAGGAGGAGGACGGGGCGCUGCGGGCGGCACGGACACUGAACGCAGAACGGUGCGGGAUGGGAAUGCAUGACAACAUGUCCACGAUGGUGUACCUUAAGGAAGACAAGUUGGAGAAACUCACCCAAGAUGAGAUUAUUUCUAAAACCAAGCAGGUGAUCCAGGGACUGGAGGCUUUGAAAAAUGAGCACAAUUCAAUCCUACAAAGCCUACUGGAAACCCUAAAGUGCUUAAAGAAAGAUGACGAGAGCAAUUUGGUGGAGGAAAAGUCCAGCAUGAUCCGCAAAUCUCUGGAAAUGCUGGAGCUUGGCCUAAGUGAGGCACAGGUAAUGAUGGCGUUGUCAAACCAUUUGAAUGCUGUGGAGUCAGAGAAGCAGAAACUGCGAGCACAGGUUCGUCGGCUUUGCCAGGAAAACCAGUGGUUACGUGAUGAGCUGGCCAAUACCCAGCAGAAGCUGCAGAGGAGUGAGCAGUCUGUGGCGCAGUUGGAGGAAGAAAAGAAACAUCUAGAGUUCAUGAAUCAGCUGAAAAAAUAUGACGACGAUAUUUCUCCAUCCGAUGAUAAAGACAGUGAUUCUAAUAAGGAACCUCUGGAUGACCUGUUUCCCAAUGACGACGAUGAUCAAGGCCCAGGAAUACAACAGCAGCACAGCAGUGCCGCAGCUGCUGCUCAGCAAGGGGGCUAUGAGAUCCCAGCACGGUUAAGGACCCUUCAUAAUCUAGUGAUACAGUACGCAUCCCAGGGUAGGUAUGAAGUUGCCGUCCCUCUCUGCAAACAAGCCCUUGAAGACCUGGAGAAAACCUCAGGCCACGAUCACCCUGAUGUUGCCACAAUGCUCAACAUUCUUGCUUUGGUCUACAGGGACCAAAAUAAAUACAAAGAUGCUGCAAACUUGUUAAAUGACGCUUUGGCCAUCCGUGAAAAGACCUUAGGAAAAGAUCACCCAGCGGUGGCCGCCACUCUGAACAAUCUUGCAGUGCUGUAUGGGAAACGAGGGAAAUACAGAGAAGCAGAACCUUUAUGUAAAAGAGCUCUCGAGAUCAGGGAAAAGGUUCUGGGGAAGGAUCACCCAGAUGUUGCCAAGCAGUUAAACAACUUGGCAUUACUAUGCCAGAACCAGGGCAAGUAUGAAGAAGUGGAAUAUUACUACCAGAGAGCACUGGAAAUUUACCAAACCAAACUGGGACCAGAUGAUCCUAAUGUGGCAAAAACAAAGAACAACUUGGCUUCAUGUUAUUUGAAACAAGGAAAAUUUAAGCAAGCCGAGACCUUGUAUAAGGAAAUUCUAACUCGUGCCCAUGAACGGGAGUUUGGCUCAGUUGAUGAUGAGAACAAACCGAUCUGGAUGCAUGCAGAGGAAAGAGAAAAAUUCAAAGGAAAGCAGAAGGACGGUACAUUUGGCGAGUAUGGAGGCUGGUACAAAGCAUGCAAGGUUGAUAGUCCAACAGUGACAACAACUCUGAAGAACUUGGGAGCACUUUACCGACGACAGGGAAAGUUUGAAGCUGCUGAAACAUUAGAGGAGGCAGCAAUGCGGUCCCGUAAACAGGGACUAGACAAUGUGCACAAGCAGAGGGUGGCUGAAGUGUUAAAUGACCCAGAAAGCAUUGAGAAGAGGAGAAGCCGAGAGAGUUUGGAUGUGGUAAAGUACGAGAGCGGCCCAGAUGGAGGGGAGGAAGUGAGUAUGAGCGUAGAGUGGAACGGGGAUGGCACGGGAUCUUUAAAGCGCAGUGGGUCAUUUAGCAAACUUCGUGCUUCCAUUAGACGCAGCAGUGAGAAGCUGGUCAGGAAGCUGAAAGGUGGAAGUUCACGUGAUGGUGAACCAAAGAAUCCUGGCAUGAAGCGCGCCAGUUCUUUGAAUGUUCUUAACACGAGUGGCAAGGCUACUGAAGAUCACAUACAAGAGCGAAAUAAUAGUCUGACAGACUCAAGAAGUCUGAGUGCUAGUCACACUGACUUGGCUCAUUAAUGUUCAGGCACAGACGCUAGCUAAAAUUCCUAUGAAUGAAGACGCACUGAGACACAAUGAGCUUUGGUUCCUGCUCACUCUAUAACAGGAGUUCAUAUGUUUUAAUGGACACUCUUUUUACUUAUCUGUAAAAGAAAAAAUAGUGUAAUUUAGAAAAAAAAUCUUUUAAAUUGAUCAUUUUAUUUAUAGGUGUGUAUGUAUAUAUAAAUUGCUGAUUGCACUGUAAAUAUUUUAUUUACAAUAUGAGUUACUGUUACAACAGACAAUAGGGCAAAACUAGUUGCAGUAGGUAGACAGAAUAUACUGAAUAUAUUGAUAUAAAAACAAAAAUAAUACGAUGUUCAUGUGAGUAAAUGGCUUUGAACAUUGGCUGGAGCCUGUAAGCAUUUACUGUCAUCUAACCACUAGAUCGUACAUAAACCACUCAAGUUUGUGUUCAGGAAGUUAUUAUUAUUCGCUGGCUCUGCAGAAGUAUUUGGAGAAUUGCAGAACAUAGACAUCUUUAAAAUCACUUUGGACAUUUCCCAUAAAAUACCCACAACAACCUGAUCUUUUGGGAACAUAACACUUUAGCAGAUAAAUGAAUGAAAGAUGUAUAUACAUUGUUUAGCAAAUACUGAACUGCUGCUAACAUUUUCCAUUUAUUAUAAACUGAAUUCCAAAUGCAACUGAGGAGAUAUUUAGAUACUAUUAGAUCUAAGACAAUAUCAUUCAGGAUUUCCGUUUGUUAACUGGAAGAACGCAAACUUCCUGUUUUGUUUUUUUUUCUGUGCUUGAGCAUGACUGUUACAAAUGCAGGAAGCCGAAAUGUUGUAUGGAAAGAUAUUUGUAAAUAGGUCUUAAAUUUAAAUAGUACCAGGGGUGCUAUAUCUAUGAAUGUAUAAAUUUCAUGUGAUCUGUUUUUAAAUAGAUUUUGUGUGCUUUUAAGGUUGUCAGUGUAAAUAACAAAUAAAUAUCACUAGGUUA
This is a messenger RNA of Bombina bombina (fire-bellied toad), 3064 nucleotides long. RefSeq names its product kinesin light chain 1 (gene KLC1). The record is from RefSeq and is a predicted model, not a curated record. Gene Ontology annotation, biological process: axo-dendritic transport. Gene Ontology annotation, molecular function: kinesin binding. The transcript has 16 exons. Lineage: Eukaryota; Metazoa; Chordata; Amphibia; Anura; Bombinatoridae. Bases 188 to 2098 code for a protein of 636 amino acids. Gene Ontology annotation, cellular component: cytoplasm; kinesin complex; membrane-bounded organelle.